Molecule: messenger RNA, 1005 nt
Organism: Quercus robur (English oak)
Lineage: Eukaryota; Viridiplantae; Streptophyta; Magnoliopsida; Fagales; Fagaceae
Exons: 1
Coding region: 1-1005 (334 amino acids)
Source: RefSeq, a predicted model, not a curated record
AUGGAUGAAUUGAGGAACACCAUCAAAGGAAAGACGGACAAAAGCUUGGAGAGGAUCGUCCGGAAGACGGACUCACCUUUUACCAUGGCCGUCCAGGAGUGUCCAGUACCCUCCAAGUUCCAUCACCCACAGCUAGAACCCUUCGAUGGGCUGAAAGAUCCCUUGGAUCACCUAAAUACCUUCAGGACGACCCUAGGCCUUCAACAGCCACCUGAUGAGAUUUUGUGUCGCUCCUUCCCUACUACUCUCAAAGGGGUAGCUAGGGAGUGGUUCAACAAAUUGCCAACAUCGUCCAUUGAUAACUUCGAACAGUUAAGCAGUUCCUUUGUUCGUCAUUUCGUAGGCGGGCAGCGUCUAAAAAGGACUGCCAACCAUCUGCUCACCAUGAAACAAGGAGAGAAGGAACCAUUGAGGUCUUAUGUGACGUGUUUCACCCGAGGAAUGUUGGAAGUAGACGAGGCAGAUGACAAAGUACAUCUCACGACCUUCAAAGCAGGGUUGAAGUCCAGAGAUUUUGUGGCGUCUUUGGCAAAGAACCCCCCUAAGACAAUGGCUGAAGCAUUGUUGAAAGCACAUAAGUAUAUGAACGCGGAAGAAGCUCUAGCAGCCAUUGACGGAGUAGAAAAGAACAAGGAAAAGAAGAAGGAAAAGGAGGUCGAUCGACGAGGACAAAAAAAGGAUCGGGCUGAUGGACAGAAUGACGAAGGAUAUAGGCGGAGGGAGGACAAGAACCUUCGUCCAACGAAAUGCACACCGUUGAUGAUGCCCGUUGACCAGAUUCUAACAGAGAUAAGGGACGAAUUGUCUCUCAAGUGGCCAAGACCACUCCAUUCAGCGCCUAGUUUGCGCGACAAGAGAAAGUACUGCUGUUUUCACAAAGACCAUGGGCAUUACACGGAGGAUUGCAGGGACCUGAAAGAGAAGAUUGAAGAGCUCAUCCGUAAUGGGAAACUACAACGGUAUGUAAAAAGGGGAGAUUCCGGCAGGUAUAGACAGAAAAGGUAG